AUGCUGGACCUGGUGAUCUUGGAGCAGUUCCUGGCUGUCCUUCCACUGGACAUGGAGAGCUGGGUGAGGAACUGUGGAGCAGAGACCAGUUCCCAGGCGGUGGCCCUGGCCGAAGGUUUCCUCCUGAGUCAGGCAGAGGAGAGGAAGCAGGCAGAGAGAAAGCAGGUGAGAGAGACUUUCCUCUGGAUACUCCCAAGGGGCUCCAAACAGGAUGGAGAACAUCCAAAAAUGGUCUGCUGAUGGCCCAUCCUUUUUCUGGGAAUGAGAUCUAACAGCCUUAAAGAUUCUGUCUCUGCCAUUCUCUUUCUAACAUUUCUCACCAUUCAUUUACAGUUUUGAAUCCUUGUUGUUCUUUCAGAAAAGGGAUCAUUAUGGAGAAAUGGACCUGGAUUCCUGUGAGGCAGAGAGGCCUCCGUUGGACACCAGAGAGAGGACACUGGGUAAGGAGGAAGGUGGCUUUUCUCCAUUUGGUCUUGUUCUGUUGGUUUUCCAACUCGUCUGAGGGUUCUUUUCAUCUUGGUUUUUUUUUUUUUUUUUGAGGGGUGGUGGUUGGGAACAAGGGUUCAGAGGAGGGGAGACGUAUUUCUGCACACCUAACAUGAAAUGGGCACAAACCUUCAACUGCACUCAGCAGGUAAGGCUUUCUCAAAGCCCAUCUGUAGUUAGAGAUGUCCUGUUUCCCCUGUGAGAGAAGCAGGCACUCCUAGCAUCCUGCUUACCUUUUUUUCCUUUGCAGGUGAAAGAAUGAAGCCAGCAAGACCUCCUGAUCCAUCUUUUCAUGGGGGCAGAAGGGAAGCAGUGGCUGUGGAACCAGAUCAGGUAUGGGGAAGCUGCCUUGUGGGGUCAGAGGCCGAGGGAUGGAGCAAUGUCAUGGACUGGUUGGGCACAGAGGAAUGGUGGGAGGAAGCAGCCAGGGAACCAGGAAGGGAAUAUUGCUCUGAGCCCAAAGAGUGAAGGUGGAGGAAGGAUUGGCGGUCAGAGGGAGAAGCCUGGGAAGAGGAGGUGUCAGAAGCUGAAGGGGCAACAGGGCUUAGUGAGCUGGGAGACUCUGUGGCAGAAUGCAGUGCAGAAUCAGAGGCAGAAGAAGAAGGAGGCGAGUGGGAGAGGAAGAUCGAGAGGCAGAGGUGAGUCAGGAGAAGGGGGAGCCACCGGGUGCUCCCUCUCCUUCUGCCAGAAUCCACCCUCCCUGCUUGUCUCUCAGAGCCAAGAGAGGUCUAACAUGGAGGAGUAAAGGCAGGCUGCACACUGGCGCACUGUUCAAUCGCUUGCCAGAAACCCCAGAGAGGAGGGGACUUGGAAAGCUGUGGGGAGCCGGGGGCCUUCACUCUCAGCAACUGCUUUUGUGGAGGAAGAGGCUCAGGGAAUGAGCUGCUGUUUUCAUGAAGCCCGAAACUCAGCCAAGUAUGUGAACAUCGUGCUCUUGCUGAUAAAGAGUAAACUCCAGCUGUGAACUGUGGGAUUUCCUGCCCAGAUAACUCUGUCAUACCAGCCUUCUGAAUGUUGCCAGUAGGAUUCAUCUGUAGUUGCAGUUUUCAUGGAAUCCUAGAGUUGAAAGGGACCCCAAGGGUCAUCAAGUCCAACCCCUGCAUUGCAGGAGUCUCAACUCGAUAAUCCAAGACAGAUGGCCAUCCAGUCUUGGCUUGUUUUAUUUCUGUAUUCAUCAAUGAAUGCUAAAAUAGGCUUCUUCUUCUUUAAAAAAAUGAUAUUUAUUAGGAGUUUAAAAAAUUACAGAAAAUAGAAAAAAGGAAAACAAUAAAAAAAAUUAACAGAACAUACCUUACAAUACAUAAAAAGAAAAACAUAGAAAAACAAUACAGCAAAACAGCAAAAAGAAACAAAAACACUAAAACACACAUCCAAUGUUCCAUAUCUUUACCUUUCAUUUACUUGUUUCAUCGGCCUCCUCACACCUCCCUUUUUUGUAUUCUAGUUCAAUUACCUAUUUCAGCACAUUCUUUCCAUCUUUCUCAAUUUUUGUUCUAUAUUUUAUCUUAACAGUCUAACCUUAAAUUUUUUCAUUUUGGCCCGUUAUCAAUCAGUUUUUACUUAAUUCUUUAUUACAAUUCUGCUAAAACCAAAUACCUUCAUUCCAGCAUCCUUCUAACAUUCAUUAAUUUUGCUAUAUUUUUGUAAAUAUACUUUAAAUUUUUUCCAAUCUUCUUCCACCGACUCUUCUCCCUGGUCUCGGAUUCUGCCAGUCAUUUCCGCCAGUUCCAUGUAGUCCAUCAGCUUCAUCUGCCUUUCUUCCCUGGUGGGAAGAGCUUUUUUUCAUUUGCCAAGCCAACAGCUUUCCGCACUUAUUUGCCGAUUCAAAUGUCUUUUGUCUCAUCUGUUUAAUCUUCCAUUGUAUUUCCUGAUUCAUCAUUUUCAUAUAUUGUACUUGAUAUAACUUUAUCUCUUUCAAAAUCUCCUGCGACCUUGGUUUCACCCUUAAUUUCUCCUCUCCUUCCUUUAUCUUUUCCAGGAUUUUGUCUUUUUUCUCAUUUUGCAUUCUCUUCUUAAUUGCAUUCUGUUGUAUCAAAAACCUCUCAUGACCGCUUUGCUUGCAUCCCAGAUUACUCUUCUUUACACAGCUAAAAUAGGCUUCUAAGCAGCGGACAGACGAUAACAAAUAAUGUCCAGGAUUCACCUAGCCAGCCCCAUCCGCUGCAAAAUGGGGCCUGCCCCCCACUCCUCCCCCUCUCCAUGCCCCCAUGAACCCCUUGAAUUUGGCUCUGGGGCAUUGUGAGGGAACCUCCCCAGAACAACUCACGAGGAGAGGAGGAAGUGGAUCCUUCCAUCGGGGAAACUGGAAUGCUUGUGUAGGCAGAAUAACGUAAACAUAAGCUGGAGUACCACCCAUUUGCAAAAAGACGAAUACCCACACUUAAAAUGCAGAAUAAAAGAUUCAAUUAAAGCAUUAAAAUAGGUACACAUAAUAAAAAUGUGCAGCAAAGCAAUCCUAUUGAAAUAACACAGCAAUUAACAGGAAGGAAAUAACAGAGCAUUGUGUAGCAGAUCAUAUUUCUGCUGUCUCAGAGGAGGACAUUUCCCUUUUUCUUUUAGGGUCCAGUGUGCUUUGAAGAUGUCGCUGUUCGUUUCACGGACGAGGAGUGGGAGUUGCUGGAUCCUGACCAGAGAGCUCUGCAUAAGGACGUAAUGGAGGAGAAUUGGGGGAUCGUGGCCUCUCUUGGUAAGCCUCCGUGUGGGAUCGUCCUAUCUGCCAGGAAAUUCAAAAAAUACCUCUAUGUGACAAACCUCAUAUAUUUUCUCAGCGCCCCCUACGACACCUGGGAACCUUACACCCCCACAAGAAAUAGUAAAUUACAGUUUUUUCUGUGAACAAUCUUCCUCCAAUUCUGCCUCCUUCUACCACAGUUAGGCUGAUCUGAACUGCCCAGGCAUCUUAAAUGUCAGCUUCAGAGUUGUUCAGAAAGAUAAGUAGCUUCUGUCAGGUUUUCUGUUUUUCUUUUUGCUGCUGUCAGUCUUGGGUUGACCAAAGAGACGACUGACACUGGAGAUGGAGGGGAUGCCAUGACUGGGCCAAACAAAAGAGCCAGGCUGAAUGAAUCUCAGGUAGUACUAGCAGUGAUAAUAAUAGUAAUAAUAAUAAUUUUUAUGUAUACCCUGACCAUCUGGUGGGGUUGCCCCAGCAAAUCUGGGAAGCUUCCAAAACAUAUACAGUCGUAUUUCUGGUUGCGAAUGGGAUCCGUUCCGGAGAUCCGGCCAGAUCCCGAGGUUUUUGCAACCCAAGGAUCACUGCGCAUGGAUUUGUCGCUUUCAUAAGCUGAUGUUUAUAUAAUCCGAGGGUUACGUAACCCGAGGUGCUACUGUAUAAACAUGAAACAGUAAUAAUAACAACAAUAUAAUCCAAUGAAAAAAGUACAAAAAUUUUACAAAAAGUACAAAAUUUAUAAAAUGAGUAACUUACUUCAAACAAAGCAACAUUCAACCAACGAUUAGAAUCCAAUAAUAAAUACAUUGGUUUAUUACAAAUAACAAAGCUAAUGAACACUGCCUUCUCUACCACAAAUUUAAUGAGCAUUAUUCCCUAACUGGGGGCUCCAUUUGUUCCUGAGACUCUAAUCCCUUUUUCUCUCCAUUGCAGAUUGUGAUGAAUUUGAAAUCAAGAACAAAGGUGACCACAACACAAUCUGCAGAGUGGAGAAGGCACGUAAAAAUUUGGAAUGUGGAAAGAGCUGCAGUCAGAGCUCAAAUUCCAGUUCCCAUCAACGAAAUCUCAUUGGAAAGAAACCCUAUCAGUGCAUUGAAUGUGGAAAGAGCUUCAGUACGAGCUCCUCUCUCAUUUCCCAUCAAAGAAUUCAUACAGGGGAGAAACCCUAUCAGUGUGUGGAAUGUGGAAAGAGCUUCAGUCAGAGCUCGUCUCUCACUUCCCAUCAAAGAAUUCAUACAGGGAGAAACCCUAUCAGUGUGUGGAAUGUGGAAAGAGCUUCAGUAUGAGCUCCCAUCUCACUUCCCAUCAAAGAAUUCAUACAGGGGAGAAACCCUAUCAGUGUGUGGAAUGUGGAAAGAGCUUCAGUCACAGCCAAAGUCUCACUUCCCAUCACAGAAUUCAUACUGGGGAGAAACCGUAUCAGUGUGUGGAAUGUGGAAAGAGCUUCAGUAGCAGCUACAAUCUCACUAAACAUCAAAAAUUCAUACAGGGAGAAACCCUAUCAGUGUAUGGAAUGUGGAAAGAGCUUCAGUAUGAGCUACAAUCUCACUUCCCAUCAAAUAAUUCAUACAGGGAGAAACCCUAUCGGUGCAUGGAAUGUGGAAAGAGCUUCAGUAGAAGCGCCGAUCUCACUUCCCAUCAAAGAAUUCAUACAGGGAGAAACCCUAUCAGUGUGUGGAAUGUGGAAAGAGCUUCAGUAUGAGCUCCGAUCUCACUAAACAUCAAAGAAUUCAUACAGGAGAGAAACCCUAUCGGUGCAUGGAAUGUGGAAAGAGCUUCAGUAUGAGCUCCCAUCUCACUUCCCAUCAAAGAAUUCAUACAGGGGAGAAACCCUAUCAGUGCAUGGAAUGUGGAAAAAGCUUCAGUAUGAGCUCCAGUCUCACUUCCCAUCAGAUAAUUCAUACUGGGGAGAAACCCUAUCAGUGUGUGGAAUGUGGAAAGAGCUUCAGUAGAAGCUCUGAUCUCACUAAACAUCAAAGAAUUCAUACAGGGAGAAACCCUAUCAGUGUGUGGAAUGUGGAAAGAGCUUCACUGAUAGAUCCCAUCUCACUUCCCAUCAAAGAAUUCAUACAGGGAGAAACCCUAUCAGUGUGUGGAAUGUGGAAAGAGCUUCAGUAUGAGCUCCCAUGUCACUUCCCAUCAAAGAAUUCAUACAGGGGAGAAACCCUAUCAGUGUGUGGAAUGUGGAAAGAGCUUCAGUAGCAGUUCCUCUCUCACUAAGCAUGGGAAAGAGCUUCAGUAGCAGCUCCGAUCUCACUAAACAUCAAAGAAUUCAUACAGGGGAGAAACCCUAUCAGUGUGUGGAAUGUGGAAAGAGCUUCAGUCAGAGCUACAAUCUCACUUCCCAUCAAAGAAUUCAUACAGGGGAGAAACCCUAUCAGUGUGUGGAAUGUGGAAAGAGCUUCAGUAUGAGCUUCAAUCUCACUUCACAUCAAAGAAUUCAUACAGGGGAGAAACCCUAUCAGUGUGGGGAAUGUGGAAAGAGCUUCAAUCAAAAGUCCAGUCUCACUUACCAUCAAAGAAUUCAUACAGGGGAGAAUCACGGAAUUGUAGAAUUUUGAGCUUGAAGUGAUCCCUGGUGCAAUCUAUUUCACCCCUUGUGAUGCUGGCAUAGCAAGUAAAACAUCCAUGACAUGACCAUCCAACUUCAUUUGAAAACCUCAAAGAAUGGAAAUUCCAGCACUCCCAAGGGAGUCCAAUCCACUAAUAGCUCUUGCUGUCAAAAAGUUCUUCCGCAUGUUUAGUCAGUCUUUUUUAAAAAACAAAACUUGAAGGCAUUGGUAUGUGUCCAACCCUGUGGAGCAGGCGUCCUAUUGGGAAGACCCAGUUCUCUGAGUGCAUGUUCUGGAAGUUGGGCAAUAGGGGCAGUACAGGAUUCCUUUUGGUGUACCGACCUCUGCACUGCACCAAGGAUUCCCUGCCUGAGCUGCUCCAGGUCGUGGCAGAUGUUCUCCUGGAGACAUUUAGUUUGGUUUUCCUAGGGGAUUUUAACAUCCACGCCGACAUGACCUUACAAGGAGCCGCUUGGGACUUUGUGGAAAGCAUGGCCUCCAUGGCGCUGUCCCUGAAUAUGUUUGGCCCAACUCAUAGCCAUGGACAUGCCUUAGACCUGGUGUUCACCUCUAUGGAUGUUGGUGAUCUGACACUAAGUAAAAGCGAAACUAAAGAAGUGCCAUGGUCAGAUCACUUCCUGGUGCAACUGGACUUCUCCGUGAACCUUCCCCUCUUCAGGGAGGUGGGACCAAUUCAGAUGGUCCGCUCCUUAAUGGAUCAAAAUGGUUUCCAGAGAGCAGUAGGGAUGUUUUAUCCCAUGUUGAUGGCCUUUCAGCUGAUUCCUGGUGGCCCUGAAAUGUGGAGUUAACCAGGGCUAUUGACUGUUUGGCUCCGAAGCGCCCUUUCUGAUUGCAUGGAUCCCGGACAGCCCCGUGGUUUUCUUCAGAGCUGAGGGUGAUGAAACAAUCGCUGAGACUGCUAGAGCGCCGGUGGCGGAUAACCCAUUCUGAAGCUGACCGGAUACGGGUUAGAGCUCAAUGUCGAGCCUACCAAGUGGUGAUAGCGACGGCCAAAAAGACUUUCUUCACUGCCUCUAUUACAUCUGCAGGGGAAAAACAGCAGGAGACUCUUUCAGGUGGUUUACAAUUUAGCAGUACCACCUGCUCCAUUAGGGCCCAGUACAGGCCACAUGAUCUCCUGCAAUGAUUUUGCAAAGUUUUUUGCAGACAAAGUCACUCAGAUUCGAGAAGACGUAGACUCCACCAUGGGAGCAGGGCGGGAGAGUGCUAGAGUCCUGUCUAGUCAAGUUGUGUGGGUUGUGGACAGGCUGCUUGGAAGAAUGAAACCAACCACUUGUCUCCUUGAUCCUUGUCCAUCCUGGCUUAUAAAAGCUAGCCGAGAAGGGCUGGGCGAUGGGCUUUGUGGGGUGGUGAAUGCUUCCCUCCGUGAGGGAGCCUUCCCGGACCCAUCUUUAGAUGUGGCCACGAUGGCCAACUAUCGCCCAGUCUCAUAUCCUCCAUUCUUGGGCAAGGUGAUUGAGCGAGUGGUUGCUGAACAACUCCAGGCACGCCUGGAGGAAGCGGACAAUUUGGAUCCCUUCCAGACAGGAUUCAGGCCUCAACAUGGGACUUGAAACUACCUUGGUCGCACUGGUUGAUCUCUGGCGGGCUAGGGACAAAGGUGAGAGCUGUUUCCUAGUUCUGCUGGAUCUCUCAGCGGCGUUUGAUACCAUCGACCAUAACAUCCUUCUUUACCGUCUUGAGGGGCUGGAAGCUGGGGGCACUGUCAUACAGUGGUUCCGCUCCUUCCCUCUGGGCUUUGUUCAGAAAGUGGUGGGGGAUGAGUGUUCAGAACCCUGGGCUCACACUCGUGGGGUGCCUCAGGGAUCCAUCCUCUCCCCAUAUUUUCAACAUCUACAUGCAGCUGCUGGGAGAGAUCAUCAGGGGUUUGGACUUGGUGUUCAUCAGUAUGCGGAUGAUACCCAGCUCUACCUCUCUUUCAAAUCAGAACCAGUGAAGGCGGUGAAGGUCUUGUGUGAGUGUCUGGAGGUGGUUGGAGGAUGGAUGGCAGCUAACAGAUUGAGGUUGAAUCCUGACAAGACAGAAGUACUGUUUUGGGGGACAGGAGGGGGCAGGUAUGGAGGACUCCCUGGUCCUGAAUGGGGUAACUGUGCCCCUGAAGGACCAGGUGCGCACCCUGGGAGUCAUUUUGGACUCACAGCGGUCCAUGGAGGCACAGGUCAAAUCUGUGUCCAGGGCAGCUGUUUCCCAGCUCCAUCUGGUACGCAGGCUGAGACCCUAUCUGCCUGCGGACUGCCUCGCCAGAUUGGUGCAUGCUCUGCUCAUCUCCCACUUGGACUGCUGCAAUGCGCUCUACAUGGGGCUACCUUUGAAGUUCUACCCAGACACUGAGGUCCAGCACCGAUGGCCUUCUGGAGGUUACCUCACUGUGAGAAGCUAAGUUACAGGGAACCAGCCAGACGGCCUUCUCGGUAGUGGCGCCCUCCCUGUGGAACACCCUCCCACCAGAUGUCAAAGAGAACAACUACCAGACUUUUAGAAGACAUCUGAAGGCAGCCCUGUUUAAGGAAGCUUUUAAUUUUUGAUGUAUUAGUAUUUUAAUAUUUUAUUUGAAGCCGCCCAGAGUGGCUGGGGAAGCCCAGCCAGAUGGGCGAGGUAUAAAUAAUAAAUAUUAAUAAUAAUUAUCAUUUUAUUUUCUUUCUCCUGUAGAAACCUAUGUUAUCCAUCAUUUGAGAACCACGAUAUUGUUCUCCCUUUGCUCUUCUUUCAUUUUUAUCACAGUCUUAGAACUCUAAUACUUUGAAGGAGCGAGGUUUUAAUUUCAUGAAGUGAGGCAGCUCAUGCUCUAUUAACAGUCAUAGCUGAGAUAGGAAGACCAUGUUGAGGGUCUGGAGAGAGUGUUCAGAUGGGACUUAAUCUGGAAUAGAAGCUGUGGGAAGACUCUUCUUCUGGGGUCUCCUUCCAUUUGGGGGGGAGAGAUUUUCUAGGAAAAGGAGAUUUCUGAGUCAGUAAAAAGGACUCAGAUGAUCCCCUGGGUCUGGCAUACAAAGGGAGGGGAGAGAUUUUCUAGGAAAGGAGAUUUCUGUGUCAGUAAAUAGGACUCAGAGGAUCCCCUCGGUCUGGCAUACAAAGGAAAAUACCUCGGGAGAGGGACUGCUAAGAGAGAGGGGAACCGAGGAUAAGUGGCCCCUCGCUCACUAUUUCUGUGGUAGCGGAGUCUGUAGCCUGAAGCGUAUGUAACCUGAAGCGUUUGUAACGCAAGGUACCACUGUAGUACCUUGUUUAAUCCUGUGACAUUUAGCUGAAGUAAUAAGUUAACGUCUACCUGACAGAGGCCUUCCAGAAUCUGAUUCAGAGCCAAAUUUGGAGACAUAUGUCACACAGACAAUUUCAGAAUGGCUGGGAGAAAGCAAAGAUUGGUUGGAUGGGCUUUCAGAGAGCUGUUUCAGAAUUAAAUUGCGUGAAAAUUGAGAACGGAGGCAGCCAGGAGAUGUUUGAUUAACAGUAGUAACAAAAAGAGUGAAGGAUGCAAUCCUUCAGAACAGUUUUUGAAAAAAAUCUUGUGGUUUCCGGACAGAAAGUAGAUAUCUUUAGAGAGAUUCCACUGAAAUUGAGACUUAGAAGAACCAAAUAUAGAUAUUUAACAAUAGCACUCAGAAGAGCUGACAUCAGAUAUAAAUGGGAAUUCCCAGAGGGCAUUUCCUUUACAUACACGAAAAGGAGAUACAGGCUAAUAUCAGAAUUUCAGAGAGUCCUUUGACAAAUACAGGAGAGACUUAGAUUCCAACUGCUGAAAGGCACAUACGGUAUUCUGUUAGAAUGGGAGACGAAAGACGAAGAGGUGAAAUCAGUUAUGAUUAAAUGGGCACAAGAUAUGGGUCAUAAUAUUAUUGUGGAAGAUUGGGAAAGGUUAUGGAAAACCGAUUUAAAAUUCACAGAGUGUUCCUUGCUGAAAGAAAAUUAUAUGAAGAUGAUGUAUAGAUGCUAUAUGACACCAGUGCAGUUAGGAAGAAUUAACAAAACCAGCUCAAAUAUGUUUUGGAAGUGUAACGAAAGAGACAGGACUUUUACUAUAUGUGGUGGGAUUGUAAUGAAAUCAAAAAGUUUGGGGAAAUGAUAUAUAGUGAGUUGAAGAAAAUGUUCCAAUUAAAAUUUGUUUAAAAACCUAAGGCAUUUUUGUUAGGGAUUGAUGGAAAAAUUGAUGGAUUACGCAGAAUUGGCAAAAUUGAGACACAAACUACGUGACAAGGAUAACUGUGAUUUUAAAGAUGAAUGGGAACCCUUUACAAAGUACAUAAAGAAGCAACAAAAUGAACUGGACUCCUUGGCAGGUUUUGAAUAAACUUUUACAAACUUUUUAUUGAUAACAUUUAGAUAGAAAAUUAAAAAUCUGUACAGUAUUGUAACAUGCAGAAAAUAACAUAUGUUGAUAAUCCAGAGAGGGGAGCUGAGGGAAGGCUGAGGGGGAGGGGAGGGUGGGUCAGGUUUUUUGGAGGGGGAAAAAUAAGGGGGGGAAUUUAAGGAUGAUAUGUUAUUUGAUAAAAUGUUAUGUUGAAAUUACUAAUAAAAAUAUUUUUAAUAAACAUUUUGAAAGUGUUUGUGUGUGUUUUUACAAUCAAGCAGUCUAUACAUUUAAUGAAAAUUACAAUACAUUAUAACAUCAUAUAACAUAAGCAGGAGUUAUAAAAAUUAAUUAAAUUGCGCACUGUCUUUCAGGUUGUGUCUUCCUGGAGUUCCACAGCUCUGCUGGGUGGAGAGGAAACGGUCUCUCCUCCUUCAUCUCAGCUCCACAGCAGUUCUCUCAAAAGACUUGGCACUCCAGAAUGCGGAACUUAUAGCCCUUUAUAACAUGAAAACACAAUCAAACAAGGAACUUAUAGUGCUGCGGAAGUAGUAGUAGUAGUAGUAGUAGUAGUAGUAGUAUUUAUUUAGUAGUAGUAGUAUCUGAGGUCCCCCCAGGGCACCUGCUCAGCUGAGAGGAAGGUGUCAUAGCACAGGUAGCAAAUCAGCUGCUGCUCCGCCCCUUGAGGGAUUCCCCGCCUCACUUAAUUGGCCAAAUAUUCCAAAAGGGCAUCACCCGCUACUAUAUAAACCCUCUCACCCCCGGCAGCAGCAAUGAGGUGGUACAGCGUUCAGGUGAUAAGAGUGUGUCCCUGCUUUGGGAGGGGGAACACAGCCCCCCAGCAAAGUUUGGAGGAUGAGCCAAGAGGUAUAGCCGGACAUUGGAAGGCAAACUGUUGCAGGAAUUUAUGUAUAGGUUGGGGGGGGGGGUUGCCCCUGCAGCAGAUAUCAUGCACAUGCAGCCCACUACCAAAAUCAGCACCAUCACUUUUGUGACUUUUUUGAUUGGUCCCAACAAAACACUUCAUCACAGUUUCUUCCUAUAUUCUGCACUAUACCAAAUGUAAGAAUUCACUGAUAAAGGUAUCUGUGUACUGGCUCACUGGGAAAACUUCAGAAAUUCAUAUAGACAUGUGAGCUCAGCUACUCAGCAGCCCCUCUGCUUCAGUGGUGAUUUCUGGCAUCCUGAUACCUGAGUGCCGGACAGGUAGCAAUUCCAGAAAUAACAAACCCAGAGGGGAUUAGCAGCUGAUAAAAGUUUGGGGGCUCUGUUGUUCGGGGCUUCCAUCUUGUUCCACCUGGUGUCAGGUGGGAGUCCUGCCACGACAGUCUUCAAGAGAGACCAAGCCAACUGGCGGCUGUUUUGCUCUGGUAUUCCUGGCUGGUGUCCUUGUUUUUUGUCCAAGGGAACCCUCAGAUUUCUCUAUUAACAAAACGUACCCAAAGCUUUCAAAAUGUGCACUUUCCCGCAUUUUGCAGCUGAGCAAUGUGUAGUCCCAGGAGAGGCAGGCACAGCGUGUCUUCCUGUUCCUCCCUCAGCUGAGACCUGCCUGGAUGGAGACCUGAGAGCCACCUCUCAAUAUCUGGAGGGCUGACCCAUGGAAGAGGGAGCCAGCUUGUUUUCUCCUGCUCUAGAGGGGAGCACCCAGAAUAAGGGACCCAGAGGACCAGAAAGCAGUUUCUGCUGCCUAAACAGCAGGAAGAACAUUCUGACGGGAAGAGCAGCAGAAUCCCUUGGGAGAUGGCGGACUCUCCUUCCUUGGAGGUUUUUAAGCAGAGGUUGGAUGGUUUGGCUGAGAUUCCUGCCUUGCAAGGGGUUGGAAUAGAUGACCCUUAGGGCUCCCUCCCAUUCUAGGAUGAGGUUCCUUGCUUCCUGCAAACCCCUUUUCCCUGCAACCUCUUCCUCCAGUUUCUGGCCAAGGGAGGGAGCGGAUCACAGACCAACCAAGAGCGUCCCCUCAAAAUGAGCAUCUCUGGGAUUCUGCAAUGCAGGAGAGAAAAGGCAGAGAGGACUGAGCAGGGUGGACUCGGCUUUGCAAGGGUUAAAGGGAACUGAGCUGCAUUCCUAGAGAGGACAGGAAGUAAGGGGGGGCCAGGUCCUCCAGAGGAAAAAAUCCUCCCUCCCCUUCCUGCAAACGGGGGCAGGGUUGCUUUCUGCUAUUGCAAAUCCUGCCUUGCUCUCUUCCACGGGGAUCUGGUGAGUCUCUUCUUCCUCCUCCCCCCCCCCGAGGGUGCAGUGGGGAGAAGGUGGGGGUCCCAGGGAGGCAAGUGAGGGUGGCUCAUGGGGGGGGGGGAGCCCCAGGGAGCAGGGGGUCCUGCCCGGGCGGGGCGAGGUGGCAGGAUUUGUCUCCUUCCGUUAGAUCUGUGGGGGGGGAGGGGAGGAGAUUCCCGCCCCCCUUCCAGAAAAAAAUUAUUCAGAGCCCCCUGGGAAAUCUAGCAGAUAGAAAUCUAGCUUCUGUAAGGAAGCUUAUCAGUACGACUUCUGCUGUGUGUGACACGGGUCAGCGUCAUUGCACAACAGAGGAAACAUGCAUGAAUGGUUGCUCCCAAACCUCUUCGUUCGUUUCCCUCCUUUCUUUCUGCUUCUACCGCCCCCUUAUUGGCAGAGGAGGCCAGCCAAGCAGAUCAAGCCAAGCUUUAUGAGGAGCUGGGUAUGUUUAGUUGGAGAGGAGGAGACAGAGAGGAGAUAGGAGAGCCAUCUCACCUGGGGGGAGGAUUCCAACCAAUGGCUUCAAGCUACAAGAAAUGAGAUUCGGACUCAACACACCUAGUCAUUUUUCACGAGGCACCAAUGACUCGCUUGUCAAUCAGUUCUGACUUCAUGCAUUGACUGGAAGGAAGGAGCAACCAGGCUGAGUCCCCUCACAUUAAUCUCUUCGCUUCCCUCCACAUUCCCCUUUCUAGAGGCCUACAUCUCCAUCUCCUCCUCCUCCUUCUCCUCCUCCUCCUCCUCCUCCUCCUCCUCCUUUUUAGAAAGAUAGCUCAGAGUCUGGGCUGUGGUGCAGUCCUACCCUGGUUCCCAGGAAGACUCAUCCAUGCUUGCUCAGGGAACCUUUUUCUUCUCCUGAUAUUGUACAGCUUUUGUAACAGAACAAUGUAUUUGCUUUGUAGGAUUUUCUAGAGCUUCUCAUUCAGACAGACAGAACUUGGCAGAAGACCAAAGGGUUCCUUCCGAUCUCUCAGAGGCUUCCUGAGAGCACAGAUGGAUGAGCAAGACUCAGCUGGCCCUGGAACAGAAAGAGGCCAUGCAAUCCAAACUGGGAGCAGUGGGGGAUUCUGGGAAAACUCUGUGCAGAAGAUCCUGGGAGAGGAGGACACCCUCCGCUCAGAGGUGCAGAGCCAGCAGUUGAGGCAGUUCUGCUGCCAGGAGGCCAAGGGACCCCGAGAGGUUUGCAGCCGACUCUACCACCUUUGCCAUCUGUGGCUGAAGCCAGAAAGGCACAAGAAAGCUGAGGUGCUGGACCUGGUGAUCUUGGAGCAGUUCCUGGCUGUCCUUCCACCGGAGAUGGAGAGCUGGGUGAGGGAGUGUGGAGCAGAGACCAGUUCGCAGGCGGUGGCCCUGGCCGAAGGUUUCCUCCUGAGUCAGGCAGAGGAGAGAAAGCAGGUGAGAGAGACUUUCCUCUGGAUACUCCCAAGGGGCUCCAAACAGGAUGGAGAACAUCCAAAAAUGGUCUGCUGAUGGCCCAUCCUUUUUCUGGGAAUGAGAUCUAACACCCUUAAAGAUUCUGUCUCUGUCAUUCUCUUUCUAACAUUUCUCACCAUUCAUUUACAGUUUUGAAUCCUUGUUGUUCUUUCAGAAAAGGGAUCGUUUUGCAGAAAUGGACCUGGAUUCCUGUGAGGCAGAGAGGCCUCCGUUGGACACCAGAGAGAGGACACUGGGUAAGGAGGAAGGUGGCUUUUCUCCAUUUGGUCUUGUUCUGUUGGUUUUCCAACUCGUCUGAGGGUUCUUUUCAUCUUGGUUUUUUUUUUUUGAGGGGUGGGGGUUGGGAACAAGGGUUCAGAGGAGGGGAGACGUAUUUCUGCACACCUAACAUGAAAUGGGCACAAACCUUCAACUGCACUCAGCAGGUAAGGCUUUCUCAAAGCCCCAUCUGUAGUUAGAGAGGUCCUGUUUCCCCUGUGAGAGAAGCAGGCUCUCCUGGCGUCCUGCUUACAUUUUUUUCUUUUGCAGGUGAAAGAAUGAAGCCAGCAAGACCUCCUGAUCCAUCUUUUCAUGGGGGCAGAAGGGAAGCAGUGGCUGUGGAACCAGAUCAGGUAUGGGGAAGCUGCCUUGUGGGGUCAGAGGCCGAGGGAUGGAGUAUUGUCAUGGACUGGUUGCGCACAGAGGAAUGGUGGGAGGAAGCAGCCGGGGAACCAGGAAGGGAAAACGGUUCAGAGCCCAGGGAGUGGAGGUGGAGGAAGGAUGAGGGAGAAGCCUGGGAAGAGGAGGUUACAGAAACUGAAGGGGUAACAGGGCUUAGUGAGCUGGGAGACUCUGGGGCAGAAUGCAGUCCAGAAUCAGAGGCAGAAGAGGGGGGAGGCGAGUGGAGAAGGGAGAUCAAGAGGCAGAGGUGAGUCAGGAGAAGGAGGAGCCACCGGGGGCUCCCUCUCCUUCCGCCAGAAGCCACCCUCCCUGCUUGUCUCUCAGAGCCAGGAGACGUCUGACAAUGGAGGAGCAAAGGCAGGCUGCACACUGGCGCACUGUUCAGUCGCUUGCCAGAAACCCCAGAGAGGAGGGGACUUGGAAAGCUGUGGGGAGCCAGGGGCCUUGACAUACCCUCAGGGAAUGAGCUGCUGUUCUCAUGAGGCCUGAAACUCAGCCAAGUCUGUGAACAUCGUGCUCUUGCUGAUAAAGAGUAAACUCCAGCUGUGAAGUGUGGGAUUUCCUGCCCAUAUAACUCUAUGACUCCAGCCUUCUGAAUGUUUCCAGUAGGAUUCAUCUGUGGUUGCAGUUUUCAUAGAAUCCUAGAGUUGAAAGGGACCCCAAGGGUCAUCAAGUCCAACCCCCUGCAUUGCAGGAGUCUCAGCUAGAUCAUCCAAGACAGAUGCCAUCCAGACUAGGCUUCUUUUAUUUCUAUAUUCAUCACUGAGUGCUAAAAUAGGCUUCUAAGCAGCGGACAGACGAUAACAAAUAGUGUCCAGGAUUCACCUAGCCAGCCCCAUCCGCUGCAAAAUGGGGCCUGCCCCCCCAUUCCUCCCCCUCUCCAUGCCCCCAUGAACCCCUUGAAUUUGGCUCUAGGGCAUUGGGAGGGAACCUCCCCAGAACAACUCACGAGGAGAGGAGAAAGUGGAUCCUUCCAUCGGGGAAACUGGAAUGCUUGCGUAGGCAGAAUAACGUAAACAUAAGCUGGAGUACUUAGUUAAAAUGCAGAAUAAAAGAAUUCAUUUAAAGUGUUAAAAUAGGUACCCAUAAUUAAAAUGUGCAGCAAAGCAAUCCUAUUGAAAUAACACAGCAAUUAACAGGAAGGAAAUAACAGAGCAUUGUGUAGCAGAUCAUAUUUCUGCUGUCUCAGAGGAGGACAUUUCCCUUUUUCUUUUAGGGUCCAGUGUGCUUUGAAGAUGUCGCUGUUCGUUUCACGGACAAGGAGUGGGAGUUGCUGGAUCCUGACCAGAGAACUCUGCAUAAGGACGUCAUGGAGGAGAAUUGGGGGAUCGUGGCCUCUCUUGGUAAGCCUCCGUGUGGGAUCGUCCUAUCUGCCAGGAAAUUCAAAAAAUACCUCUAUGUGACAAACCUCAUAUAUUUUCACAGCGCCCCCUACGACACCUGGGAACCUAACACCCCCACAAGAAAAAGUAAAUUACAGUUUUUUCUGUGAGUCUUCCUCCAGUUCUGCCUCCUUCUACCACAGUUGGGCUGAUCUGAACUGCCCAGGCAUCUUAAAUGUCAGCUUCAGAGUUGUUAGGAAAGAUAAGUAGCUUCUGUCAGGAUUUCUGCUUUUCUUUUUGCUCCUGUCAGUCUUGGGUUGACCAAAGAGACGACUGACACUGGAGAUGGAGGGGAUGCCAUGACUGGGCCGAACAACAUCUGCCCCAGAGAAGAGCCAGGCUGAUUGAAUCUCAGGUAGUAGUAGCAGUGAUAAUAAUAGCAAUGGCUGAUUAGAGCGUGUCCAGACGAGGUGCGGGCUCCCCUGGGGGAUAUCAUCAAUUUGUCCCUUGGCACCGGGAUAUUCCCAGGGGAACUGAAGGAGGCAGUGGUGCACCCGCUCUUAAAGAAAACAUCAUUAGAUCCUUUAGAUCUAUCCAAUUACCGCCCGGUUUCGAAUCUUCCAUUCCUGGGUAAGGUGAUUGAGAGAGCGGUUGCUGAACAGCUUGGCAGGUUUCUGGAUGAAACAUCGGCUCUGGAUCCAUUCCAGUCCGGCUUCCACGCUGGUCAUGGGACCGAGACGGCUCUGGUCGCCCUAACAGAUGAUCUCCGCAGGCAGCUGGAUUGAGGCGGGUCGGGGCUGCUGAUUCUUCUAGACCUGUCAGCAGCCUUCGACAUGGUCGAUCACGAACUCCUGGACCGCCGCCUUGCCGAUGUGGGGAUUCAGUCCUUCAAUGGCUGCACUCUUUUCUCUCUGGUUGGGGACAGAGGGUGGCGCUUGGGGGGGAAUUGGUGUGUGGAGUGCCUCAGGGUGCGAUACUCUCCCCGAUGCUUUUUAACAUCUUUAUGCGCCCCCUCGCCCAGCUUGUCCGGAGUUUUGGGCUGGGUUGCCAUCAGUAUGCCGAUGACACCCAACUCUAUCUGUUGAUGGAUGGCCAUCCUGACUCGGCCCCAGACACACUGACCAGAUGUCUGGAAGCUGUGGCUGGAUGGUUAUGUGGGAGCCAGUUGAAGUUAAAUCCUUCAAAGACAGAGGUCCUCUGGCUGGGACGGGACGAUAUGGGAUUGAGGGGGCAACUCCCAUCUCUAGCGGGGGCGCAAUUAGUGCCAGCACCGUCCGUUAAGAGUUUGGGUGUAAUCUUCGAUACCUCCCUCUCUAUGGAGGUGCAGAUUACAGCUAUAACAAAGGCGGCAUUUUUUUCAUCUCCGCCAAGCUAAGCAGUUGGCCCCUUAUCUCUCUCGCCCUGACCUAGCCACUGUGAUCCAUGCGACGGUCACCUCCAGACUGGAUUACUAUAACUCGCUCUACGUGGGGCUGCCCUUGAGACUGACCCAGAAACUCCAGCGGGUGCAGAAUGCCGCGGCGAGACUCCUUAUGGGGUCUUUGCUGCGAGAUCACAUUCAUCCGGUACUAUACCAGCUGCACUGGCUCCCGGUGGAGUACAGGAUCAGGUUUAAGGUGCUGGUUUUAACCUUUAAAGCCCCAUACGGCCUAGGGAGACUUCCGGGUUGGUGCCUCCAGUAAUGGCGGAAUUCCUCUGAUCGGGAGUAAUUUGCCCCGUGGGAAUUUGGGUCUGGCCGCCACAGCGAAGGCGGAGAUCCGCAAAAAAUCACAGGCGGGAGAAGCCUGUGAGCGUGGGAUUCGGCGGGCACCUUUUGCGCCUCCCCUACUCGCGGGGAAACCCGGUUUCGUGGAUCCGGAGUGAAGUGGGGUGAGCGGCGCGGUGCUUCGAAUCGUCUGCUUCUUCCACGGAGUGAAGCUGCAUAGCUGUUGCCGGAGAGCACUGACUUUUUCCUGUGGACAAUUUGACUCCAAAGUAAUUACCCGUGAGUAGAGCUGAAGCGGGAGAAUUGGAUUUUAAACGUUUAAUUUGGCAUCGAAACGGGGAGGUUCAAUACAGGAAGUCCGCCUUCCCUAUUUGUAAAUAGACUGAGGCAAGGAGGCUGCAAGCUGAAGUCUUGGAAAGCCUUCUGUAAAAGACUAAAUUUCCAUCGGUAAAGCGCAUAAAACCCCCCUUGGAGGCAGGAGAAGAGGGGGGGAAGUUGCGGACUGAGUAUGCCUUCAGGAGAGAGUGAAGAGAGUUAAAAUACUGCCGCUCUGACCCUGGAAACGGGCUGCUAGCAGGACUGACGUUUUGGAAUGUUCAUUGACAGCACUUCGAACGUUCCUUGACAGCUAGCAAAAUAAGAGAAAUACAUUGUUUCUACUGUCUCCGGAUGCUUCUAAAAAGGAGUAAAAAGUAACUGAAAACUGAAACUAACUUUGGAUUGUAUGAGUUGCGUUUAAAGGGGACAUUAUUGACUAUUAUAAAUAGAAACUGUUUCUCCCUAGCGGAAAUCUCUGAAAUUGGUUGCUUUAUAAGAGCUGGGCUAGAGGAAUUUCCAGCUGCAAGAUAAAAAAUUGUGAGACUCUGGGAUUGACCUUGAAUCUCUUAAGUGUUAUGGCAAAUGGAAAGGAAAAAACAGACGAAAUGUCGACAGAAGAGGCCUUAGUGGUCGCAUUAGUGAAAAUAAACGAUUCGCUGGAACAGCUUCACAAGAAAACAGACGUGAUAAAUGUGAAAGUGGAUGCUGCAAAUAUUAAAAUCAACUUAAUUGUAGAAAGUUUAAAUAAUCUGGGACAAAAGGUGAACACCAAUACAGAAACCAUCCAGAAAUUGAUACAGGAAUCUACUUUGAUAGGGCAAACUGCGGAUGAAGUCAGGGAGAAAACCCUUGUUGCUGAAUGUAAAGCCAUACAACUUGAGAGAGAGAGAGUCCCAUCCAUUCAAAGGCAACUCGAUGAACAUAAGCUGACAUUUGUUAUGAUGGAACUUAAAGAAAAACAGACGAAUUUGAGGACCAGAGCCCUAUCUGAAUUGGGAAAGGAAAGCUUGACAGAGUUUCAGGAGGAGACAGGACUAACAUCGGUUGAGAAAGAGAAGUAUUUGGGGGUCAGUAUGACCGCCAAAAAUGUGAAUCUAAGGAUAACUGUGAAGGAUGUUGGAUUGAAGAGAAGGGGGAUUGGGAAAUAUGGACAAAUCUGAAGUUGCUAUUGUUGGGCCGAGCUGUUGUGGUGGGGAUGAGGGUUGCUGUGUUGCCGGGGAUGUUGCUUUUGUUUCAAACAGUGCAAGUUUUGGAUGGGAUGGAUUGUUUCAGGAGGUGGCAGAGGGAUGUUUCUAGAUUUGUUUGGCAGGGCAGGAAGCCUCGAGUAAAAUUUAAGAUAUUGACGGAUGCGAAAGAAGGAGGUGGACCUGCCCUGCCAGACCCCUAAACUUUGUUGUGAACCAUCUGCUUUUUGCUGGCUGAGAGAAUGGCUGCUUCUUGAAAGCACUGAAGUGUUGGAUAAUGGCAGAUGAAGUUGAUGGACUAUAUGGAAUUGGCGGAAAAGACUGGCAAGAUCCGAGACCAGGGAGAAGAGUUGGUGGAAGAAGACUGGGAAAAGUUUAAAGACUAUUUAUAGAAAUAUUGUAAAAUUAAUGAAUGUUAGAAGAAUGUUGGAAUGAAGUUAUAUGGCUUUAGUAGAAAUGUUAUAAGGAAUUAAGUAUAGAUUAAUAGAGUAUUAAAGGAAAAAUAAGGUUAAAAUGUGUUAAGAUAAUUAUAGGAUAGAAAACGGGAAGAUGGAAAGGAAUUGCUGAAAUAAUUAAUAGAAGUGGAAUACAAAAAGGGAGGUGUGAGGAGGCUGUGGAAAUAUGUGAAAGAAAGAUAAGAUAUUGAUUUUUUUUUCUUUUUUAUGUGUUUUUAAAUUGUUUUUGUUUUGUCUUGUUAGUUUAAUGUUUUAGUGUUAUGUAGUGUUUUUGUAUUGUAAUGUACUGGUUUUUUUUUUUUUGUAAGUGUCUAAAUUGUUGUAAAAGUAAUAAAUAUUAUUUUAAAAAAUAAAUAAAUAAAGCCCUAUACGGCCUAGGACCCUCGUACCUACGGGACCGCCUCUCCUGGUAUGCCCCACAGAGGAACCUACGGUCUGCAAAUAAAAACAUCCUGAAGGCCCCAGGCCACAGAGAGGUUAGGCUGGCCUCAACUAGAGCCAGGGCUUUCUCGGCUGCGGCUCCAAUCUGGUGGAACGCUCUGUCACAAGAGACUAGGGCCCUGCGGGACCUGACAUCUUUCCGCAGGGCCUGCAAGACAGAGUUGUUCCACCAGGCUUUGGGUCAGGGCGCAGCCUGACUCCCUCCUCUGGCAACCUGCACAGAAUUUUGCUUAACGGUUGCCAUCAAUUUGAUUUUAAUUAAUUUUUAAAAUGAAAUGUUUUUAGAAUGUUGGAUUAUUUGAUUGUUUGAUUAUUUGAUUGUUGUUAGCCGCCCUGAGCCUGGCUUCGGCUGGGGAGGGCGGGAUAUAAAUAAAAUUUAUUAUUAUUAUUAUUAUUAUUAUUAUUAAUUUUUAUUUAUACCCUGACCAUCUGGUUGGGUUGCCCCAGCCAAUCUGGGAAGCUACCAACACAUAUACAGCCGUACUUCUGGUUGCGAAUGGGAUCCAUUCCGGAGGUCCGGCCAGAUAACGAGGUUUUCACAACCCGAGGAUCACUGUUCUGCACAUGCGCAUGAAUUUGUCACUUUCAUAAGCUGAAGUUUAUAUAACCUGAGGGUUAUGUAACCCGAGCUGCUACUGUAAAAACAUGAAACAGUAAUAAUAACAAACAAUCUAAUCCAAUGCAAAAAGUACAAAUUUUUUUACAAAAGUACAAAAUUUUUAAAAUGAGUAACUUACUUCAAACAAAGCAACAUUCAACCAACGAUUAGAAUCCAGUAAUAAAUACAUUGGUUUAUUACAAAUAACAAAGGUAAUGAUCACUGCCUUCUCUACAACAAAUUUAAUGAGUAUUAUUCCCUAACUGGGGGCUCCAUUUGUUCCUGAGGCUCUAAUCCCUUUUUCUCUCCAUUGCAGAUUGUGAUGAAUUGGAAAUCAAGAACAAAGGUGACCACAACACAAUCUGCAGAGUGGAGAAGGCACGUAAAAAUUUGGAAUGUGGAAAGAGCUGGAGUCAGAGCUCCCAUUCCAGUUCCCAUCAACGAAAUCUCAUUGGAAAGAAACCCUAUCAGUGCAUGGAAUGUGGAAAGAUAUUCAGUCAGAGCUCCUCUCUCCCUUUCCAUCAAAGAAUUCAUACAGGGGAGAAACCCUAUCAGUGUAUGGAAUGUGGAAAGAGCUUCAGUAGAAGCUCCGACCUCACUAAACAUCAAAGAAUUCAUACAGGGGAGAAACCCUAUCAGUGUGGGGAAUGUGGAAAGAGCUUCAGUCACAGCCACAAUCUCACUUCCCAUCAAAGAAUUCAUACAGGGGAGAAACCCUAUCAGUGUGUGGAAUGUGGAAAGAGCUUCAGUAGAAGCUUCGAUCUCACUAAACAUCAAAGAAUUCAUACAGGGGAGAAACCCUAUCAGUGUGGGGAAUGUGGCAAAAGCUUCAGGCAGAGCUCCAAUCUCACUUCCCAUCAAAGAAUUCAUACAUGGGAGAAACCCUAUCAGUGUGUGGAAUGGGUAAAGAGCUUCAGUAUGAGCUCCAGUCUCACUUCCCAUCAAAGAAUUCAUACAGGGGAGAAACCCUAUCAGUGUGUGGAAUGGGGAAAGAGCUUUAGUAGCAGCUUAGAUUGCACUUCCCAUCAAAGAAUUCACACAGGGGAGAAACCCUAUCAGUGCAUGGAAUGUGGAAAGAGCUUCAGUAGAAGCUCCGAUCUCACUAAACAUCAAAGAAUUCAUACAGGGGAGAAACCAUAUAAAUGCUUUGAAUGUGGAAAGAGCUUUAGUAAGAGCUGCACUCUCACUUCCCAUCAAAGAAUUCAUACAGGGGAGAAACCCUAUCAGUGUGUGGAAUGUGGAAAGAGUUUCAGUCGGAACUCCUCUCUCACUUCCCAUCAAAGAAUUCAUACAGGGGAGAAACCCUAUCAGUGCGUGGAAUGUGGAAAGAGUUUCCGCCAGAGAGGCCAUCUGAAUACCCAUCAAAGAAUUCAUACAAGGGAGAAUCACGGAAUUGUAGAACUUUCAAGCUUGAAGUGA
Podarcis lilfordi (Lilford's wall lizard) is the source of this 21753-nucleotide messenger RNA. Lineage: Eukaryota; Metazoa; Chordata; Lepidosauria; Squamata; Lacertidae. The record is from the annotation of a GenBank genome assembly.